Danio rerio (zebrafish) is the source of this 4705-nucleotide messenger RNA. The record is from RefSeq and is a predicted model, not a curated record. Lineage: Eukaryota; Metazoa; Chordata; Actinopteri; Cypriniformes; Danionidae.
UAAAACCAUCUCCAACUCCAUCAUCUAAGAGUUAAAUUAUAAGAAGGGAAACCCCUUAAGUGCUAACCAAUAAAAGAAAACUUGUAGCAAUUCUAACGACUGUGUGAUGUCACGAGUCAAGCGCCACAGCAGCAUCUCUCUGUCUGACACCAUGACAACCGCAGCGCGCGAACGCUGGAAUCUCUGCUGCUGCCGCGAAGCCCAAUAUGAAGACAAGAUGCCGCCAUACGAGCGCGAGACGCACUUGCGUUUUUGAGAUUUUCUUCGCUCCGCACUUUGGGAAGAAGACGUCGGAGAUUUGCCAAACCACCUGUAUCUAGCGUCCGUUGCCAACGUGAGUCGAACAGCCUUUCCACUGGCCAAACCUCAGUAUUUCUCUGCGUCGCUGGGUUGAAGACGCUGGAAAAAAAGCCGCGCGUAUAGGAGCAAUGAAAUGCGCAUUGGAGUCAGGGAUGCUCCUCAUGGCGUUUACGCGCGGAGAGCCCACUGGGGCGUGUGUGCAGUGCGUGUUAAUGCAUGUGUGAGAGAGGGAGAGUGAGAAAGGAAAACAGAGGAAAGGAAAAGAGGCUUAUGUUCAUUCGCCGCACGCGUUCCUUUGGCACAACAUGGGGAAUAUGGGGAUCUCGUGAGGACGCCAGUGAUAAAUAGUAUUCCAGACUCUCCUGCCACAUAAGAAGACCACGGAACAGCCUCCUCAGAGACCCCUUGGUCGAUACAAGGGGGAUUGAAUAUCCAUUAAGUAAGGCGCAUCAGCAUCCAUCAUGAAUCCCAUGUCACAUCUAUACUACAAAAAGAGCAGCUACUCUCCGUACCGGGACCGAAUCCCUCUGCAGAUCGUCCGGGCGGAGGUAGAGCUCUCUCCAGAGGAGCGUGCGUUCCUUUCGGCUGUGGAAAAGGGCGACUAUGCAGGAGUCCAGCAUGCACUGCGUGAGGCUGAGGUCUAUUACAACAUCGACACGAACUGUGUGGAUCCACUUGGCCGCAGUGCUCUAUUAAUUGCCAUUGAGAACGAAAACCUAGAGGUGAUGGAGCUGCUUCUGGAUCAUGGAGUAAACACUGGAGACGCUCUGCUCUACGCCAUCCGCAAAGAAGUGGUGGGGGCCGUGGAGCUACUGCUGUCCCACAGGAAACCCAGUGGAGAGAAACAGGUCCCUUCCUUAAUGAUGGACGCCCAGUUCUCGGAGUUCACGCCUGACAUCACCCCUAUCAUGCUGGCAGCUCACACAAACAACUACGAGAUCAUCAAACUCCUGGUUCAGCGCAAAGUCACCAUCCCUCGGCCGCACCAGAUCCGCUGCGACUGCGUGGAGUGUGUGUCCAGCUCUGAAGUGGACAGUCUGCGUCACUCCCGGUCCCGUCUCAACAUCUACAAAGCGCUUGCCAGCCCGUCCCUCAUCGCCCUCUCCAGCGAGGAUCCCAUCCUGACCGCCUUCAGACUGGGCUGGGAACUCAAGGAGCUCAGCAAAGUGGAGAACGAGUUUCGGCAGGAGUACGAAGAGCUUUCUCAGCAGUGCAAGCUCUUCGCUAAAGACCUGCUGGACCAGGCACGAAGCUCGCGUGAGCUGGAGACCAUUCUCAACCACCGUGACGAUCAGAGUGAGGAGCUGGACCCACGCGAGUGCAGAGACCUGGCCAAACUCAAGCUGGCCAUCAAAUACCACCAGAAAGAGUUUGUGGCACAGCCAAACUGCCAGCAGCUUUUGGCCACACUGUGGUAUGACGGUUUUCCUGGCUGGCGGCGCCGUCAUUGGGCAGUCAAGCUGGUCAUGUGCUUCAUUAUCGGCCUGCUCUUCCCUGUCUUCUCGCUGGUUUACCUGCUGGCUCCCAAGAGCACGCUGGGGCUCUUCAUCAAAAAACCCUUCAUCAAGUUUAUCUGCCACACGGCCUCCUACCUCACCUUCCUCUUCCUCCUCCUCCUGGCCUCACAGCACAUUGCACGCACCAACCUACACAUGCAGGGCCCUCCGCCCACCGUGGUGGAGUGGAUGAUUCUACCUUGGGUGCUGGGCUUUAUAUGGGCUGAGAUUAAGGAGAUGUGGGAUGGAGGUUUUAACGAGUACGUCCAUGACUGGUGGAACCUGAUGGACUUUGCUAUGAAUUCUCUCUAUUUGGCCACCAUUUCUCUAAAGAUCGUGGCUUAUGUCAAGUAUAACAGUUCUCGUCCGCGAGAGGAAUGGGAGAUGUGGCAUCCGACGUUGAUCGCCGAAGCUUUGUUUGCCAUCGCCAACAUUUUCAGCUCUCUUCGGCUCAUCUCUCUGUUCACGGCGAACUCUCACCUGGGCCCGCUGCAGAUCUCUCUGGGCCGCAUGCUGCUGGACAUCCUCAAGUUCCUCUUCAUCUACUGUUUAGUGCUGCUGGCCUUUGCCAACGGACUCAACCAGCUUUACUUUUACUAUGAGACAGAGGCGGCAGAUGAGCCCAACCACUGCAAGGGGAUCCGCUGCGAGAGGCAGAAUAAUGCAUUCUCUACAUUAUUUGAAACACUUCAGUCUCUGUUCUGGUCUGUUUUUGGCCUCUUGAAUUUGUAUGUCACCAAUGUAAAGGCUCGGCAUGAGUUCACAGAGUUUGUUGGAGCCACCAUGUUCGGCACCUACAAUGUCAUUUCGCUGGUGGUUCUGCUCAACAUGCUGAUCGCAAUGAUGAACAACUCCUACCAGCUCAUUGCUGACCAUGCUGACAUCGAGUGGAAGUUUGCUCGGACCAAGCUGUGGAUGAGUUAUUUCGAUGAGGGAGGGACGCUCCCCCCACCGUUCAACAUCAUCCCCAGUCCCAAGUCAUUCUGGUACCUGUGCCGAUGGGUUCACGGGCGGCUCUGCGGGUCGGAGACUGCUCCACCUGAAGAAGACACGCAUAAACAUGAAAACCUGAAAGAGUUCACGGAAAAGCAUGCGGACAGGCUUAUACAGAAUCAGCAUUAUCAGGAGGUCAUCCGGAGUCUAGUGAAGAGGUACGUGGCUUCGAUGAUCCGCAGCGCUAAGACGAGCGAAGGGCUGACGGAGGAAAAUUUUAAGGAGCUAAAACAGGACAUUUCCAGCUUCCGCUACGAGGUUUUAGACCUUCUCGGCAACCGAAAGCCUCCCCGGCGGAACUAUUCAUCCAGCAGCGAGGCCACACUUCGAGACGAGGUCAGCGACGACGGCGAAGCCCGUCAUCACAGUGACGGGAGCAGCAUCGGAGCCAAGGGCGUCUCUUUCAAAACCAUCACACCUUCGGAUCCAUCGUACGGGGUCUCUGCCCUCUUCCACUCCAUCUCCGGAAUGGAGGCCGCUGGGACGACAAGAGAGGGUAAACCAAAGAUCAAUGGACUGAGGAAGAACCCCUCGCCCUCCUCUUCCCUCUCAUCAGUGGCUCCAGCGAGAGCUCCAGCACUUUCACGGACUUGGAGGCGAUUUUCCCGCUUCUCGAGCUCCAAGAAGAACUCUUUCAGACGGCUCGGACUGCUGUUUUCUCGCAUGGGCAGCCACCUUCCACAGCCCACAGGCGUUACCGCUGCAACCUACACUAUCUCAGAUGGUUUGCUUCACCCGCCCGGGGCUUGGCAUGACUUGGGCUUUACCAGGGGCGACGGCCCUGUCACCAGAAGUGAGACCAACCUUAAUCAGGUGGCAACUUUAAAUGAGGGUGGCAUUGGCAUUGGUGGAAGUGGUGUUGGAAUGUCGACCAAUGGACAGAGAGCUAACGGGAGGGAUGUUUUACUAACAUUAGGACCUCUGUCGCCACCUUCUUCCCUGCACUGUGCUUCCAGUUUCUCCGCCUCCAGCUCCCGCCUCCUGGACUCAAACGAGGACGUGUUUCAGGGAUUGGUCGGGCCCUGCGUUGGACAAAUGCCACACUCCUCCUCCUGCUGGGUUACGGAACAGGACGAUUCGGUAACCACGCAGCUAUAGUAUUGCUAGUCUGUACUGUACAGCACUUUGAUAAUAACAAUAAUCAUCAAUGAUAUCAAUAACUAUUACCUUAACGACAACCGAUCCUUCUGUUUGUUUUGUUUCUUUCGUUUGCUGCUGCAAUAUUUGUCAUUUCUCUCUGAGAUUUAACCAAAUCUAAAGUCAUUUUUGAGACAGAUGGGAUGAGUAAAUGAAACGAGAGACGGCGAUAGAUUCAGAACGGACAGAAAAGUGCCACGAUCAGCAUAGCAGGAGGACGCAGGCCAGGCUGCAUCUUUGUCUUCGUUACAUAACAUCUUUUAAGCCAGUAGAUUGUUUGUUUCGUUCCAAAACAGGGACAUCAUUUGAUUUGCAUCUUCUUUUUGGUUUAGUUCAAAGAGUACAACUCUCUCCUUAUUAGUGCACCUGCCAUCGGUCAAAAUAGAUUGAAAGUUCACCUCAUUGUGGCUUUAUCUGUAGCUGUUUUAAUCAGGCCACAGAUUAAAAUGGCUCUCUCACUGACCACUACUACUCCUGACUGCCCACAUUUUGUUGGAAUACCACAAAUAGGCUAAUGUAGGGCUUUUCUAGGUCAGCAAUUGCAGGAUGGUGUUAUUAUAAAAACCUGGCAAACAGGUAAGUAAAAGCCAUCAUUUCUGCUCUAACUGAUUAAUUAUAUAUUUUAUUAGGGGCACCUAUGAUGAAAUCAUCUUUUGUAGGCUGUUUGGACAGAACUAUGUAGGUAUAGUCUGUUCACAGUUACAGGGGGGAUAUUAAGACAAUAACGUGAUGUAGAAGUGUGGUUUACCCACCCACCGAAUUGAUUGACAGCCUCAUAU